Messenger RNA from Peromyscus leucopus (white-footed mouse), 5372 nucleotides. RefSeq names its product interleukin 6 signal transducer (gene Il6st). The record is from RefSeq and is a predicted model, not a curated record. NCBI's taxonomy places the organism in Eukaryota, Metazoa, Chordata, Mammalia, Rodentia, Cricetidae. Gene Ontology annotation, cellular component: membrane; external side of plasma membrane; signaling receptor complex. Gene Ontology annotation, biological process: cytokine-mediated signaling pathway. Gene Ontology annotation, molecular function: cytokine binding; cytokine receptor activity.
GGCUCCGCGGAGGGGCCGGCGGGCGGAGUGGGCCCGGAUCCGGAGGCUUGAGGGACGCGCCGGGGCGGCGAGGCUCGCGGCCUGAGGUACUUUUAAGUGGGGAGAUUUAUUAAAUUGAUCUGCAUCAGAUGCAGGAUGUCUAAGAUGAUACAUAACUAGAAUUGAUGAUUCAAGCCAGAAUUCUUGAAAUUUGGUUUGAAGGAGCAUCCCUGAAGAUGUCAACACUGAGGAUUUGGCUAACACAAGCUUUGCUUAUUUUUAUCACCACUGAAUCUAUAGGUCAAAUUGUGGAACCAUGUGGUUAUAUCUACCCCGAGUUUCCGGUUGUGCAGCGUGGCUCUAACUUCACUGCCAUUUGUGUGCUAAAGGAAAAGUGUCUUCAGCAGUAUGACGUGAAUGCUAGCUUCAUCGUGUGGAAGACAAACCAUGUUGCUGUUCCCAAGGAGCAGGUCACCGUCAUCAACAGAACCACAUCUAGUGUCACCUUCACAGACAUGAUCCUCCCGACGGUCCAGCUCACCUGCAAUGUCUUGUCAUUUGGGCAGAUCGAACAGAACGUGUACGGAACCACCGUACUUUCAGGCUUUCCCCCAGAUAUACCUACAAAUUUGAGUUGCAUUGUGAACGAGGGGAAGAAUAUGCUGUGUCAGUGGGACCCAGGAAGGGAGACGUUCCUGGAAACAAACUACACGUUGAAGUCCGAGUGGGCAACAGAAAAGUUUCCUGACUGUCUAACAAAGCAUGGCACCUCGUGCAUGGUGAGCUAUCCUCCUAUCUACUUUGUCAACAUUGAAGUCUGGGUGGAAGCAGAAAAUGCCCUCGGGAAGGUCUCAUCAGAGGGCAUCAAUUUCGAUCCCGUGGAUAAAGUGAAACCCAGCCCACCACAUAAUUUAUCAGUGACCAACUCAGAGGAAUUAUCCAGUAUAUUAAAGUUAACAUGGAUCAAUUCGGGUUUUGGCAGUUCUUCAAGGCUGAAAUCCGACAUUCAAUAUAGGACCAAAGAUGCCUCAACUUGGAUCCAGGUCCCUCUUGAAGAUACAGAGUCUCCCCGAACUUCCUUCACCAUCCAGGACCUUAAACCUUUCACAGAGUAUGUGUUUAGGAUCCGCUCCAUAAAGGAGGACGGCAAAGGCUACUGGAGCGACUGGAGUGAGGAGUCAAGUGGAGUCACAUAUGAGGACAGACCAUCCAAACCACCGAGUUUCUGGUUUAAGAUAAAUCCACUCCAUACUCCGGAAUCUAGAACUGUACGGCUCAUAUGGAAGGAAUUACCUCUUUCUGAAGCCAAUGGAAAAAUCUUGGAUUAUGAAGUGACUCUUACACAGUGGAAAUCAUUUUCACAAAAUUACACAGUUAAUGGUACAGAAUUGAUAGUAAAUCUCACAAAUAAUCGCUAUACAGCAUCUCUAGCAGCAAGAAAUAAGGUUGGCAAGUCAGAUCGAGCUGUCCUCACCAUCCCCAGCUCCCACUUCAAAGCCUCUCACCCUGUAGUGGAUCUUAGCGCAUUCCCAAAAGAUAAGAAGCUCUGGGUAGAAUGGACUCCUCCACCAAAGCCUGCGAAGAAAUACAUCAUCGAGUGGUGUGUGUUGUCAAAUAACUCACCCUGUGUCCCAGACUGGCAGCAGGAAGGUGGCGCCGUGACGCAGACCUACUUAAGAGGAAGCCUCCUGGAGAGCAAGUGUUACCUGAUCACCGUGACUCCAGUGUUCUCCAGUGGCCCCGGGAGCUCCGAGUCAGUCAAGGCCUACCUCAAACAGGCCGCACCUUCUAGAGGGCCCACUGUUCGGACAAAGAAAGUGGGAAAGAAUGAAGCUGUCUUAGAAUGGGAGCAGCUUCCUGUUGAUGAACAGAAUGGAUUCAUCAGAAACUACUCCAUCUCUUACAGAACCAUCAUUGGAAAUGAAAUUGUUGUGAAUGUGGAUUCUUCCCACACAGAAUAUACACUGUCCUCCUUGAGUAGUGAUACGCUGUACAUGGUCCAAAUGGCAGCAUACACAGACGAGGGUGGAAAAGAAGGUCCGGAAUUCACUUUCACAACACCAAAGUUUGCUCAAGGAGAAAUAGAAGCCAUAGUCGUGCCUGUGUGCUUAGCAUUCCUCCUGACGACUCUUCUGGGCGUCCUGUUCUGCUUUAAUAAACGAGACCUAAUUAAAAAACACAUCUGGCCUAAUGUUCCAGAUCCUUCAAAGAGUCAUAUCGCGCAGUGGUCACCUCAUACCCCCCCAAGGCACAACUUUAGCUCCAAAGAUCAAAUGUAUUCGGAUGGCAAUUUCACUGAUGUGAGCGUUGUGGAAAUAGAGACGAACAAUAAAAAGCCUUGUCCGGACGACCUGAAGUCCCUGGACCUGUUCAAGAAGGACAAAGUGAGCACGGAAGGUCACAGCAGCGGCAUUGGGGGCUCUUCCUGCAUGUCCUCGUCCAGGCCCAGCAUCUCCAGCACCGAGGAGGGCUCUGCUCAGAACACGGCCAGCACCGUGCAGUACUCCACCGUGGUUCACAGCGGCUACCGGCACCAGGUCCCCUCCGUGCAGGUCUUCUCCAGGUCCGAGUCCACCCAGCCCCUGCUGGACUCCGAGGAGCGGCCCGACGAGCUGCAGUUGGCCGAUCACGUGGACGGCAGUGAGGAGGUUUUGCCCAGGCAGCAGUACUUUAAACAGAACUGCAGUCAGCCCGAAGCCAGUCCAGAUAUUUCCCAUUUUGAAAGGUCGAACCAAGUGUCGUCGGGCAGCGAGGAGGAUUUUGUCAGACUGAAGCAGCAGCAGGGCUCAGGUCACAUCUCCCAGCCCUGCGGGUCUGAGCAGCGGAGGCUGUUUCAGGAAGGCCCUGCAGCAGAUGCUCUUGGCCCAGGGACUGAUGGACAAGUAGAGCGGUUUGAACCGGUUGGAAUGGAGACAGCAAUGGAUGAAGAAAUUCCCAAGAGUUACUUGCCACAGACUGUAAGACAAGGUGGCUACAUGCCACAGUGAAAGACUGGCCUGCACAGCCUCAGCAGGUCCUGUGAAGGGAAGCUAAAAUCCUCGUCUGUGACUUCAGUUGAAAAAUCAGCUUCACUCCUGAAGAUUAUCAUUGCCCCUGAGGUCAGAGUCUCAAGGGGCAUCUCCAUUCCAGAUGUCUGGGAUUCUCCUUCAAGGACAAAGUCACAGCAGACAUCUCCAUUCCGGAUGUCUGGGACUCUCCUCCAAGCACUACAUGAACUGACUUCAUCCUCUGAAUAGCUGAAGGACUCUGUUUCAGGAUGUUUGCACUGAAGAAAACAAAUUGUGUCUGAGAUUUAGAAAGCUUUUUGUUUGCUCCAUAGAAAGCAGAAUUCUAAUGAGCCGAGGCAUAGUACAGUGUGCUGGUUUAGUAAGACUAGUCAUCCAGAUGAGCAAAGGUCUAGACCCUCUUCAACCAACAGCAUCAUUUCAAAGUGCCAUGGGGCAGACUGUCCAGAUUUUGUCAUUUGGCAAAAGAAAUAGUGAGGCCGGGUUCAUUUCUGGUUCUACAGUUAGAGAACAUUGGCCUGCUCCCUGCUGUUUUUAUCAGUGCUGCCGGUUGUUACCGAAGGAAAGGAUGAACUUUAAAAAAUGAGCAACAGAGAAGUUCCCAUUUUCUUACUAUUACCCCCAACCUCUCCAAGCUCUGCUCAUUGAUAAGCUCUUUAAAGUGAAUUUCACCAACCCCGUAGAGGGCGUGAUAGGGCUAGCAGUGAACUCCAGCUGCAAACCAGCUCAAGCAUUCACAGAAUCGCAGUGUAAGCUGCUGACAGCUUUCUGAAUGCACACAAACACCAGGACAGAUGAUCCCAAAGGUUGGUUGAGGACGCACUUUAUACAGUAUGCCUUCAGCUCAAAAUGAUUUUAAUUGCCUCCACCUUGUUUUCGUUUUCAAGAAUAGCAAGGUGUUUACUGAAGGACAGCGUUCACCCCAGCUCCAAGCAGAACCCCAGAACACAAGCCGUCUCAAUGGCCGCCACAGUGGCUGAGGGCCUUGUCAUAUGGAGCUGAAGAAGCUGUAGGGUUUUGUAGAGUUUGCUGGGUGGGGAUUGAACCCAUGGCCUUGUACAUGCUAGACACUCAACCACUGAGCUCCCCACCCACACAUCUCAUGUUGUUGUUUAGGCUCAAGUGAUCCUCCUGUCCCAGCUUCCUGAGUAUCUGGGACUUGGGGUGUGUGCUGCCACACCCAACAAGAGAUGCCAUCUUUAAUAUCUGCCAUUGCUGAGGUAGAGCUUUACAUGUGACUUAGGAGUAUCUUAAACCUAGUCCUUCUGGUUGCUUUGUGAAGGGACAGUCCAGGCAAUCCAGGGGUUAGGACUAAAGCCAUUAAUGUAUUUGUGCCUAACUUCCCAGUGUGACCUGGCCAGGGGCUAAAGGUAGAAGUUGAGUGGACGGACAGGAGGGGCUUCUCCUCCGUUAGUGGCUCAUCGUCACGAAGUGUGCUCCCAGGAGAAGUCGGAAGGUUUCAGAGCAGGGGCGCACUUGAGUAGUUCCCGAAAAAGGCUACGAAGCAUGAUACUUGUUAAGUUGGAUGCAGUUUGACCUUUUACUCCCCGAAUGUUGUUUAUAUUAGAUUUGCUGAUAGAUGUCAUCAUUUCUAUUUUUAUAAUAGCUAAUACUCUUCUGAGUCCUUUCACACGUAUAAUCCUUGUGAGACAGUAGACACUUCAUUCUAUAUUUUUGUUUAUAUUCAGUUGCCCACUUGGCAAAACCAACCUGAAACUGAGAAAAUGGCUGAAUUGAAAGUAGAUGAUGAAAAGUCAGGGGCAGAGAGGUCAGGUAGGGUCAAAGAGACCAGAAUUCACACUACAGGGCAGUGGCGUGAUCACAUUCAAGCUGGACCUCAAAGCCUGGUCCAGAUCAAGACUGAAUUUUCUAUGUAUGUAUGUAUGUCAAGAACACUUGUAAAUGUUUCAUUUUCUCACAGAGGUAGUCUAGUCAUGUUGCUGUAUUCAUGUUUAGCUAUAACUUUCCUCACAUUGAAUAGUGGUGCUGUGAACAUUGUAGUGUGACAUCUGCACUGGGGGUGGGAGGGGCAGUUAUCCAGGGUGAGUUCAUGAAUGAGCAUGAGAGACCAUUGAAGGAAGACCUCAAUGAAGCAAGUUUGCAUGUUGAAUCCCAUUCAGAAAAUGUCCCAGUGAGCCAGUGCCCCCACCAACGGAGAUGGUAGUGUGGCCACUGCAUGAAAACUCAUUCAGGAAAUGUAUAAUGGAUCAGCUUUGCCCUGAGAGAGAAAAACCAAUCCUAAAACUCGUCUUUAAAUACAGACUUUGCUGCAGCAUGUUUUAGAAUAAUCUGGAUGCAUGUACCUUGUAUUUUAGGGAGGCAAAGAAACUGCUCUGGCUUCUUUGUGUAAAUCCAGUCUAAUAAAGCUAUUGCGUAGUUACUCUUUAA